UUUCGAAAAUUUACUUUUGGAAAUAAUUUUUCCCCAACAAGGAAGGAGCCAAAACCAAGGAGGAGAAUCUCCUUGUCCAAAAUGCACUGACACCAUAAAAGUUCUUUGCCACAAGAGCCCACUAAAAGUCUUUUAGUAAAAGUUAUUGCGCGAUGUAAUAAUACUUUUUGUCGCUGUUCAUUCAGAAGUUUCUCCUUUCUACCCAUCCUAUUUCCAAAGAAAGCGGAUUGACGGUCUAGUGCAGAGAUUCGCGUGUUUUCGUCAUUUAGUAUGAGUGCAUUUGUAAUAUUCGUUUACAUUCCGUUAGUUCGAAAGCACAUUCUUAAAAAUCUUUUAGCUUGAAACACGGUUGCAAAUUAUAUGUACUCUAACAUUAAUCUUUCCUCUAUUUUUUGCCUGCUCUAAUGUUUACAUGUGGGUAUAACUUGUUUCGGUCAUGCUUGUAUUUGACAAGUUUGACACCGGUGCUUUCGGCACCUGUCCGUGUACGCACAGUAAUUUUUUUUAUUCGCACAUUUGAUCGACACCAAGGAGGUUCACCUAGAACUCUUCCCGAAAAUUGGGGUAAAAAUCGAUUAAGGAAAUAUAAAAUAGAUUUCUCAAGGAAGACUGAAGAUCCUAAAGUACAGGAGGUACUUCAACCUUUGCGUACGGCUGUCAAAGAACAAGAAGAUUUUGUGCGCUCUCUGAAAGAAAGUGGUGCCCCGGAGUUAGAUGUAAAAAAGGCUGAAAAUGAGUUGGAAUCAAGAAAAAAAAAAUUAGAAGCCAAGGAACUCGAACUCGCACCUCCUGAAACUGGAUUUGUUCAAGCUCGCAUGGCAGAUUUAUUGAACAGACGUUUCUAUAUUAAACAGUCAUUUGAAAUUUAUGGUGGUGUUGCCGGGCUGCUUGAUUUUGGUGAUUUGGGAGUUAAAAUGCAAAACAAUAUUCUGGCUCUUUGGAGAUCUCAUUUUGUUAAAGAAGACGACAUGUUAGAAGCUUGUUGUUCAAGUCUAACACCUGAAAAUGUUUUAAAAUCUUCUGGACAUGUUGACCGGUUUGCUGACGUGAUGGUUAAAGAUUUGAAAAAUGGAGAAUGCUUCAGAGUAAAUCAUUUAAUAAAGAAUCAUUUGGAAAAGAUGAUGGCAGAUGAAAAUGUUACCUCUGAGCAAUGUGCAGAAUAUGAAGACAUUAUUGUGAAGUUGGAUGGCUGUUCUAAAAAAGAAAUGAAUACUUUGCUGAGAAAGUUUGACAUAAAAUCUCCAAAUACUGGAAAUGAUUUAUCUGAUGCUGUGGACUUUAAUCUCAUGAUGAAUACCUCAAUGGAUCCUAGAGGAAAUAAUAAAGGGUAUCUGCGUCCAGAGACAGCUCAAGGUAUUUUUGCAAAUUUCAAACAUUUUGUGAAGUCUGACCAAUGUAGGCUUCCUUUUGCUAUUGCUCAAAUUGGAGUUUGUUACAGAAAGGAAAUUUCGCCUGGUCCCCUUAGACUGAGAGAGUUCAAAAUGGCUGAAAUAGAGCAUUUUAUUGAUCCAAGACACAAGGAACAUCCAAAAUUUGAUAAAGUUAAGGAUCUGAAUUUAAUGUUGUAUUCUGCUUGCAAUCAAAAGGAUGGGGUACCUGCUGUUUUAACAACAAUAGGAGAUGCUGUUGAAAAAGGUGUUGUUGCUAAUGAAACAUUAGGCUAUUUCAUGGCAAGAAUAUGUCAAUUUUUAAUAGCUGUUGGUAUCAAUCCAGAGAAGCUGAGAUUUCGGCAACACGCAUCCAACGAAAUGGCUCAUUAUGCAACUGACUGCUGGGAUGCAGAAACCAAACUAGCUUCUGGUUGGAUUGAAUGUGUUGGCUGUGCUGAUAGAUCUUGUUAUGAUCUUGAAAAGCACAUGGAUGCAACUGGAGUCAGACUGACUGCAAAAACUACUUUUAAGGAACCCAAGACUGUGCAAGUUACAGAGCUGAAACCCCAAAUGGCUGUGAUAAAAAAAGCAUAUAAAAAAGAUUCCAGAGAUAUCAUCAAAGCAUUAAAAAAGUUAAAUGAAGAAGAAACUUCUAAUAUGGAAAAAUUGGUAGAAUCUAAAAAUGAAUAUAAACUUUGUGUUGAUGGCAAGGAGUUCAGUAUAGUUAAAGAUAUGAUUGUAGUAAGCAGAGGAGUGAAAACUGUUAAUGUUGAAGAAGUCGUUCCAUUUGUUAUUGAAUCUUCAUUCGGUAUUCUACGCAUCGUGUAUUCCAUUUGGGAACAUAAUUUUAGAAUGAGGACUAAAAAUGCAAUGCGAACGUAUUUUGCAUUACCUCCUGUUGUUGCACCUUAUAAGUGUAGUAUUCUUCCGCUAAGUGAUCACCCUGAUUUUUCUCCAUUAGUUACUAUAUUAUGUGAAAAAUUUAAAAAGGACGAUGUUUUUCAUCAUGUCAGCAAUAGCAAUGAAUCUAUUGGGCGUAGAUAUACACGAAGUGAUGAAAUGGCAAUUCCAUUUGGAAUUACAAUAGACUUUGAUUCUUUGAAAAAACCUUUUUCUGUUACUUUAAGAGAGCGUGAUACAAUGGAGCAAAUAAGAGUGCCUUUAGACCAAAUUGUACCCCUGAUUCAGGAUUUAACAUCUGGAGAGAGAACUUGGAAUAGUGCAAGGAGUUGCUAUCCAAAAUUUGAACACCAGAAAGCUGCUAAACCUGGAUAAUCUUUAAAAAUACUGAAUGGUCUAGUUAUUAAUAAAUAUGAAUGGUCUAGUUAAUAUUACUUUAAAGUGAGCUAAUUAUUAGAAGAAAGCUAAGAGCUUAUAAACUAAGAUCAGAGUUUUAAAAAUUAAAACCUUGAUCUAGUUUUGCCAUAUUAAAAGUUAGAUAUUUAGAACUACUGAACAUGAGGUUACAUAUGCUUACAAAUGGAAGAAAAAAAAACAAUACAUGCAUUGUAAAAAGUUACAAUUUUAAUAUAACCAACACACAUUUAGGAACAUUCCAUUAACACUAAAAUUUCAAGUUGAAGGAGAGAAUAAUAGUUUCACACUAUGAAAUACUUCAGUAAUUUUACUAUUAAAAAUAUGUCGUUUCUAUUCCACACCUCUAAAAAGUUAAGCUUUCCUUAGUUCUUAAGAAUAUAAAAUAUUUUGAAAAAGUUGUACCUGAAGUUAUUUAAACUCUUUAAAGGCAAUUUUAAUAUAAAAAUUUGUGUUUAGAAAUAAAAUACAAAUAUUAAUUCAUUUAAUGAAAAUGCAUGUGUAGUAAGAGGCAUUUAUGAUCUCUUUUUUCCCUGGCCUUUAUUUAAUAAAGAAACUGAAUCAUAUUGUUUUAUUUUGAGUGGACUUUUAAUUAAAAUCAAAUGAAAGCUGGCAUUAUUCUAAUUAAAGUUCAUUAAGUGUUUCUGUCACAUGCUAUGAUUGAAUGUUUUGUACAGUUGUUGGCUAUUAUUAUGUAUUAUACUCAAUAAUAAAAUUUUUACUGAAA
Molecule: messenger RNA, 3411 nt
Organism: Stegodyphus dumicola
Lineage: Eukaryota; Metazoa; Arthropoda; Arachnida; Araneae; Eresidae
Product: glycine--tRNA ligase-like
Biological process (GO): mitochondrial glycyl-tRNA aminoacylation
Cellular component (GO): cytoplasm; mitochondrion
Molecular function (GO): ATP binding; glycine-tRNA ligase activity
Source: RefSeq, a predicted model, not a curated record